AUGAGUAGGGAACCGCAUAGCAUCAACACAAGCAAUGGUGCUCCACAGCGGUAUGCCGCGUCUAACAGAGGUGCUCCGUACCAACGCAAUCGUCCUCUUGUAGUUGCUAACGGUGCCAACACACCAGUCCCUCAGACAGAAAGUAGCAGUCGUGGUCCCAGACGUUUGACAUUCAAUAACUUUGCCACAUUUAAUCCACGUGAAAAGAAGCUUCCACCAGAUGCUAAUACACAGGCGGCAUUAAAUACAAAACUCUGGCAACUGCCUGAACGAGCUUCGUUUUACUGCAAUAAAUGUCGUCGCGAUAACAUUAUUUCUGAUUCACUUGGUGUAGAUGCUGUACAUCAUGUAAUGCUUUGUACGAGGUGUUUUACUCGUAUUAUUCGACCACGUACCUACCGCCCAAGUCGCGUUGUACCUUUUCCAUCUCUUCUUUCAUGGCUCAACUAUAAACCAUUAAAGGUAAUGGAAAUGACUGAUGACGUGGUCAGCCGCCCUGCUGAGGCCGUAGCACCAUCCGGUGAGCGUAUAGCUGUACCAACGCUCGGUGGUGGUGAUCGUCCCACACGUCUUCAGAAUCUCCCUGCCAUAGCAAUGAACACAGUUCCAUCUUCACGUGGUGGUGCGGGUUCAGCUAAUAGAGGACCUUCUGCCUUGAAUCGUCAUCAUCAGCAACAACCACAACAACAACCACACCAACAACAACAGCAGCAACUGCAGGAAGAUGAAACUCAUCCCUGUCGACGUGUAUGGGGUAGUUGUGUGCAUGGUGAGACAUGUCUCUUUCGUGGUGCACCCUACGAUUUGUGUAUUUGUUUCUUGAUGGGUUUGUGCUCUGGUGAUGACACCAAGUGCCGAUUGCUGCAUCAGCGCGUGUUUGAUCUGCCAAGUGCGGCGGAUCCAAUGCCGGCGCAGCGGGGUCCCGGGGAUUUGGAUGACCCUCAGAGUGAAUGGAGCAAGUGGAUGGCAAAGAAGAUGAACAGUCCAAAUUCAGCAGAGUGGCAGUUGUGGAACAAUGGGCCGGUGAUUGAUCUGAUCAAUGUGUACGCACCGGUGACUCUCAGUGAAAAGACGACGGAUGAUGCGGCGAGUAGUAGUGGUGGUGGUGGAAGGGCGGCAAUUAAGUUAAACUUCGCUGACAUAUCUGCAGCUCUCCGUGGACUCAAACAAUAA
Molecule: messenger RNA, 1173 nt
Organism: Trypanosoma theileri
Lineage: Eukaryota; Euglenozoa; Kinetoplastea; Trypanosomatida; Trypanosomatidae
Product: putative RNA-binding protein
Exons: 1
Coding region: 1-1173 (390 amino acids)
Source: RefSeq, a predicted model, not a curated record